Pygocentrus nattereri (red-bellied piranha) is the source of this 3213-nucleotide messenger RNA. RefSeq names its product endochitinase A-like. Lineage: Eukaryota; Metazoa; Chordata; Actinopteri; Characiformes; Serrasalmidae. The transcript is spliced from 5 exons. Bases 83 to 3130 code for a protein of 1015 amino acids. The record is from RefSeq and is a predicted model, not a curated record.
UGGCUGCUUGGAGAAGUAGGACAGAAACAUUUGUCUGUUUUUGAGGGUGGCCAGGGUUGUUUUUGGAGCUUUGAUUUUUGCAAUGGCAGAAACACUCUGGAAGCCUUUGUGGAUUUUGUUACUAGUACUGAGUUAUGCUGAUGCAGGAAGUGUUUACAGGCAUCAUUGUACAAAAGAUGGUGCUCAGGAUGGGAGCACUGAAAGUACUACUGCUCAGACAAGCUCUGAUUCUGGAUUUGUGCCUAGUCAAGAAGCUUAUUUUGAGGAAACCCAGGACUUCUCAAAAACUCAGGCCUUUGAUAGUAGUUUGACCAAUGCAGGCUCAAGGGCAUUCAGUUUUCAGGGAACUACCUACACUUCAAGCUUUCAGCCACUAACUUGGGAUCUUAAGCCUGCCCUAAGCACCUCCUUCCAACAAGCCUCAGACCAGUCUGUGCAGACAGCAUACCAGCAGGCAGGUUCAGCCCGGCCUGUCCAGAGCAGCUGCCGACAGGUAGCUUCAGCCCGGCCUGUCCCGAGCGGCUACCAACACGUGGCUUCAGUCCGGCCUGUAGCAAGCGGCUACCAACAGGUUGCUUCCGCCCGGCCUGAAGCGAGCGGCUACCAACAGGUUGCUUCCGCCCGGCCUGUAGCGAGCAGCUACCAACGCGUGGCUUCAGCCCAGCCUGUCCCAUCUGCUUCCCAGAGAGUAUCGUCCGCCCAGCCUUUCCCGAGCAGCUACCAUCAGGUGGCUUCCGCCCAGCCUUUCCCGAGCAGCUACCAUCAGGUGGCUUCAACCCAGCCUCUCCCAUCUGCUUCCCAGAGAGUAUCUUCCGCCCAGCCUGUAGCGAGCAGCUACCAACAGGUGGCUUCCGCCCAGCCUGUCCCGAGCAGCUACCAUCAGGUGGCUUCAACCCAGCCUGUCCCAUCUGCUUCCCAGAGAGUAUCUUCCGCCCAGCCUGUAGCGAGCAGCUACCAACAGGUGGCUUCCGCCCAGCCUGUAGCGAGCAGCUACCAACAGGUGGCUUCCGCCCAGCCUGUAGCGAGCAGCUACCAACAGGUGGCUUCCGCCCAGCCUGUAGCGAGCAGCUACCAACACGUGGCUUCAGCUCAACAUGUAGCGAGCAGCUACCAAAAGGUGACUUCAGCCUGGCCUGUCCCAUCUGCUUCCCAGAGAGUAUCUUCAGCCCAGCCUGUAGCGAGCAGCUACCAACAGGUGGCUUCCGCCCCGCCUUUCCCAUCUGCUUCCCAGAGAGUAUCUUCAGCCCAGCCUGGAGCGAGCAGCUACCAAAAGGUGGCUUCCGCCCAGCCUGUAGCGAGCAGCUACCAAAAGGUGGCUUCCGCCCAGCCUGUAGCGAGCAGCUACCAACACGUGGCUUCAGCUCAACCUGUAGCGAGCAGCUACCAACGUGUGGCUUCAGCCCAGCCUGUCCCAUCUGCUUCCCAGAGAGUAUCUUCAGCCCAGCCUGUAGCGAGCAGCUACCAACAGGUGGCUUCCGCCCCGCCUUUCCCAUCUGCUUCCCAGAGAGUAUCUUCAGCCCAGCCUGGAGCGAGCAGCUACCAACAGGUGGCUUCCGCCCAGCCUGGAGCGAGCAGCUACCAACACGUGGCUUCCGCCCCGCCUUUCCCAUCUGCUUCCCAGAGAGUAUCUUCAGCCCAGCCUGUAGCGAGCAGCUACCAACAGGUUGCUUCAGCUCAACCUGUAGCGAGCAGUUACCAAAAGGUGGCUUCAGCCCCGCUUUUCCCAUCUGCUUCCCAGAGAGCAUCUUCAGCCCGGCCUGUCCUGAGCAGCUACCAGCAGGUUGCUUCCGCCCAGCCUGUAGUGAGCAGCUACCAACGCGUGGCUUCAGCCCAGCCUGUCCCAUCUGCUUCCCAGAGAGUAUCUUCCGCCCAGCCUGUAGCGAGCAGCUACCAACAGUUGGCUUCCGCCCAGCCUGUAGCGAGCAGCUACCAUCAGGUUGCUUCCGCCCAGCCUGUAGCGAGCAGCUACCAUCAGGUUGCUUCCGCCCAGCCUGUAGUGAGCAGCUACCAACACGUGGCUUCAGCCCGGCCUGUCCCAUCUGCUUCCCAGAGAGUAUCUUCAGCUCAACCUGUACAGAGCAGCUAUCAGUCUGGCCUUUCUUCCCCAAGUGUUGGCUUUGGUUCUAGUGCUGUGGGAACCGGACAAAGUGCUUCAAGUCUGUACAGCUCUCAGGACGUUUCCUCUACUUCAACCUACAAGCCCUCUGUUGGCGCUCUAGGACCUGCCCAAAGCACGUACCAGCAGGGCGUUUCAUAUCGGCCUGUGCAGAGCACUUUGCCAUCCAGCUUUGUUUCUAGGGCAUAUCCGUACGCCUCAAGCUUUAAGCCCUCUACUAGCACUUCAAAGCCAGUCCAAAGCGGCUACCAGCAAAAAGCAUCAGAUCAGCCUGUCCAAUCUGCUUCCCAGAGAGUAUCUUCAGCCCAGCCUGUCCAGUCAGCAUACCAGCAGGUAGCUUCCACACAGCCUGUGUGGAGUAGUUCUCCACCUAGCUUUGUUUCCCAAAAGGUUGGCUUUGAUUCUAGUGCAGUGGGAUUAAGUGGCUCAAGGGCAUAUUCUUACACCACAAGCUUGAAGCCCUCUACUAGUGCUUCACAGCCUGUUCAAAGCACCUACCAGCAAAAGCCUGUCCAAACUGCUUCCCAGAGCAUAUCUUCAGCUCAGCCUGUCCCAAGCAGCUACCAGCAAGUAACUUUAUCCCAGCCAGCUCAGAGUAGCUACCCGCCUGAAGCUGCUUCCCAAAAUAUUAGAAUGGAUUCUUCUUUGACUGAAGUGGUAGGAAGUGUCUUGAGAAAUGACUACGGUUCUGAAGUAGCUACAACUGGAUUAAACUACAGGCCUUUCACCAGCAUAUCUACACCUUCCCAAAGUACUUGCCGACAGGUGACUGCAGCCCAGCCCGUUCAGAGCCGAUACCAAGAUGUGCCUUUUUCCCAAACCAGCUAUGGUGCUAGUUUGAGUGGUGUGACUUCAACUGGUUCAAGGAGUCUGUAUACCCCUUCAGACUCGGUGGCUUCUGCUCAAGCGUUCAGAUCACCAUAUUCCUAUGCUCAGGCUUUGAGUUCCCUAGACAACUCUCAACCCUCUGCUGGCUCUCCAAGAUUAACAUGGACACAAAAGGUGCUGGAGUAGCUGAUAGCUUCCACUCCAUGGUGGGAUUGUCGCAGCAGCUGAACCUUUGAUUCAAAACUUUCUAAAUAAAUAUUCAACUCUUU